This is a messenger RNA of Callorhinchus milii (elephant shark), 2087 nucleotides long. It is a transcript of the gene ptger4c, whose product is annotated as prostaglandin E receptor 4 (subtype EP4) c. Gene Ontology annotation, molecular function: prostaglandin E receptor activity. The record is from RefSeq and is a predicted model, not a curated record. Gene Ontology annotation, cellular component: plasma membrane. Gene Ontology annotation, biological process: cellular response to prostaglandin E stimulus; negative regulation of inflammatory response; inflammatory response. Lineage: Eukaryota; Metazoa; Chordata; Chondrichthyes; Chimaeriformes; Callorhinchidae.
AUGUUCGGGGUGGGGGUGGUGGGCAACCUGAUCGCCAUCGUGGUGCUGUGCGUGUCGAAGAAGGAGCAGAAGGAGACGACCUUCUACACGCUGGUGUGCGGCCUGGCGGUCACCGACCUGCUGGGCACCUGCUGCACCAGCCCGGUGGUGAUCGCCGCCUACCUGGGCCGGCGCUGGCCGGGGGGGCAGCCGCUCUGCCACUUCUUCUCCUUCUCGAUGCUGUUCUUCGGCUCGGCCGGGAUGACGGUGCUGUGCGCCAUGUCGGUGGAGCGCUACCUGGCCAUCAACCGGGCCUUCUUCUACAGCCGCUACGUGGACCGGGCCCGGGCCCGGGCGGCCCUGGCCGGGGCCUACCUGGUCAACCUGGUCUUCUGCGCCCCGCCGUGCUUCGGGCUGGGCCGCAACGUGCGCCACUUCCCCGGGACCUGGUGCUUCCUGGACUGGCGCGCCGCCAGCCCGGCCUCGGCCUCCUACACCUACCUGUACGGCGGCUUCAGCUGCUUCCUGAUCGCGGUGACGGUGCUGUGCAACCUGUCGGUGUGCGGGGCGCUGGUCCGCAUGAGUCAGAGGUCCACCGGCCGAGGAGGGGGGGGAGGGGACCUCCCACCCCCCUCCCGCCCUCCCGGCACCGGGGGCUCCAGGGGUCGCGGCCUCUCCCGCUUCACGGUCUCGGCGGCCGAGAUGCAGAUGUUUUGGCUGUUGGUCUUCAUGACCAUCGUCCUCGUCUGUUCCAUCCCUCUGGUGAUCCGCAUUUUUGUGAAUCAGCUGUACGGCCCUGGGAAGAUCCAGGCUGGUGAGAAAUUGGAUUACAUUAGUGACCUUCGCGCAAUCCGUUUUGCAUCAUUUAACCCAAUCCUGGAUCCUUGGGUGUAUAUACUCUGCAGGAAGAAGCUUUUACUGCGCAUGAAAGAAGAGCUCAAGGAACUUCAGAGGCAAAACAGUCACGGAGCUGGCACAGUGAGACAUUUGUUUACAGAAUUCACAAAUCACCAAAUGUGGGAGCAGCAGCUCACGGGUCGAGCUUUCACCCCUUCAGUAUCCCACAUGAGAAUCACGUGGACCUUGACAAGACUCUCUCUGGGACGCCACCACAGACUAAAGCCAUCUUGUGCACGAUACUGCAAGAGAAGACCAUCACGGAACCCCGGGUCAACACACAAAACAACACUGGGCCAAACCAGGAGGAGAGACCAUUUGACAUUUUGAAUUGCACUUUCAGCACUCCUUCAUCUUGUGUAUCAGAGAAAAGUAUUUAAUUUUCUAAAAAAAAACACACACAAACAAACUAUUGCACAAUUAUCUAAAGACUCGCGGAAUAUUUUAAGAGCCAGGCUCAUAUUUGACACAGAUUCUGCUGCCAUAUUGUUUGAAAGGAAGGUACCAAUGGUUUUGAAUCUUCACAUUGAUGUUUUUCAGCUUGUUUGUGGCAAUGCUCCUUGUGCCUAUGUGUGUUCACAGCUGAGACUAACGCUAAGAUCGUUUCCAUCACACACUUGAAAUGAAACAAACAGAAGACAACUUUAAAUUUAAAGAAUUUAAAGAACUUAGAACAUGUCAAAAUAAAGUCCACAAAUUUUAGGGUUGAUUGACACUCAUUCUUCCUCUGCAGCAGCCAAAGUAAAUUCAAAAACAUUUUUGUAAUGUAAGAUUUAUUGGUAAGAAGCUAUCUAACUCUUACCCAAAACUGGUACUACUAGACUACAUCUUGUCACAAUUCAGAAUUUACUCAGCAUUAGAGUAGCAUGUUUACAUUUAUAUUUCCCUGUUGCCCCUACUGUAGCAUAGAAUGUCUUUCAUAUUAAUACGAAAUGCCUCUUAAAAGAUAUGUGAAGUGUCUAUUUGGAAUCUCCACGAAAAUGUAAGAGUCAGUUAGUGAACGGAUGCCAAAACGAUUCACACUAAUUAUACUUGUGCAGUGAAAUCAACACAUCUCCAAGCUUCUGGUGAUUUACUUUCAGUGAUACAUUGCUCACCACUGAUUUAUACCGGACAUUCAAGUCCUGAGAGAGUACAGCUAUAAUUAAGUCACUUGUCCUGUUUAUUGACCAGGGCCAAUUGUUCCUCGUCUUGCAAGAAAAUCAUAGAAU